CGCAAAUCAGACUAUUAAUUGUUAGAUGUGACUAUAUAGAAUUAAUUAAUUGAAGAGUAUGUGUGACUGACUCGCCCAGAAGGUAUAGGAGGUGCUGGAGGAACCCAGAUAUGCCCAGAAAUUAGGCAAUAUCAGGUGGCUGGAGCGCUAACCUCCAUAUGGUAUGGCUAAAACCACCCUUGAAUCUGACACCUCUCCCUGUCACCAUAUGCGCUAUGACCUAUUUGCCUUUCUCUUUGCUUUCUGGAUAAUGGUGCCUGGCGAGCCAAGAAGGGAUGCCAUGUUUCUGUUCCUGUUCCUGGAUUUGAUGUUGACGUUGGAGGGGAGCAAAAAGUUGAGUUGGGAUGUCAUGGUACACGUCGCGGUUGACUCAUUCAUCAAUCAUCAAACUCUCGGCAGGCAAUUGGGAGAUGAUGAGAUGAGCAACAAACUGUUCCGAGAACCCGAGCAGAGCAAGGUCGUUCCCGUGUUUCAAAAACCGGCCAUUUGCCGUGGUACGCAGCGGAUUGGUGAGAUUUUGGACAUUAAACCUGCCACCAGACUGCCGUGGCCUUUCUCACUGGCUGCUGGAUGGAAGUAUGGAAGCAAGCAGAGAAGAGGUGCUGAGAGCCUGUGACGGAAGAGGCUGGGUUUCCUCGCUGUCAAGCGGCCAAGCCCAGAUUGCCAAAGGCCGCUGCCCGAUCGUACGGUACUUGCGUAAG
Neurospora tetraspora is the source of this 701-nucleotide messenger RNA. RefSeq lists its product as uncharacterized. The coding region runs from base 164 to 616 and encodes 150 amino acids. The transcript has a single exon. NCBI's taxonomy places the organism in Eukaryota, Fungi, Ascomycota, Sordariomycetes, Sordariales, Sordariaceae. The record is from RefSeq and is a predicted model, not a curated record.